GGUCUGGAAGUCAAACCCGAGCACGAUGGUCUCAUCAAAGACCAGCCUGGGCUGGAGCUUGCAAAUAACCAGCCGUACGAUCACUCCUCCCAUAACGUUGUCCAACCUCCUAUACAUCCAAAGCAGCGUAACUCAAGACUCCGGUGGCCUAUCGCUCUCAUGGUCACUAUCCUCAUAGCUGGAGUCGCAGCAGGGCUAGGUGGCAGCCUUACAGUGCGCAAUGCAAAAAGCUCAUGUCCCAAGUUUGAGCCUACUCCUACUGAUAACCCAAUCACCACCACUCCGACUGGUGUUAUGUCCUCGAUCCUUUCACUCUCGCCAACUAGUGAUAUCUUCUGGCAGGCAGCUGCGAAGACAGGUGUAUCAAUACCAUCUACUGCAGACUUCCGAUACAGCGCGAUCGGUGGUGCAUACUUCAACGCAUUCUACAAUAAGGACUCGCCGAACUCUGAUGCUAUGGGGCUAUUAGCAGAGACUUUCGAGAUGUAUCUUGAAGCGUGUGCGAAUCUCGAGUAUUACAUACCUAACUCCACGUGUCAAGGAGCAGCAUGGGUCGCAAGAUGGAGGAUGGUCGUAUAAGUAAUGAGACUGCUGACAGAGAUCCGCGAAAGAGGUUCGCAGAAAAUUGCUUCAUGAAGACGUUCG
Molecule: messenger RNA, 645 nt
Organism: Pseudovirgaria hyperparasitica
Lineage: Eukaryota; Fungi; Ascomycota; Dothideomycetes; Acrospermales; Acrospermaceae
Exons: 2
Coding region: 160-579 (139 amino acids)
Source: RefSeq, a predicted model, not a curated record